This is a messenger RNA of Penicillium atrosanguineum, 993 nucleotides long. RefSeq lists its product as uncharacterized. The record is from RefSeq and is a predicted model, not a curated record. The transcript is spliced from 2 exons. Bases 1 to 993 code for a protein of 330 amino acids. Lineage: Eukaryota; Fungi; Ascomycota; Eurotiomycetes; Eurotiales; Aspergillaceae.
AUGGCUACUACCACCGAGACCUUGGAAUUCAACCGAACAUCAUUCACUCAAACCGGUCCAUAUGGAGACUGGCGAGAUGAUCUUGAAUCCCAAGGGUUCGUGGUAAUAAAGGACGCCAUCGGACCCGAAAAAGCCAAGUAUUAUCAGCAGAAAUCCCUAGACUGGCUCAAGUCAUUUGGUACUCCUCUCGACUUGGAUGAUCCCUCCACCUGGACAGCCGAAAAUCUUCCUGUCCAGAACAAAAUAAAUACCUUCCAAGGGUAUUCAGUGGUGCACGAGAAAUUCAUGUGGGAAGCUCGCAUGGAACCCAAAGUCCUAGACGCGUUUUCCAAGAUUUGGGGUACAGAUGAGCUGUUGGUCUCUUUCGAUGCUUUGAAUGUUACCCUACCAAAUCAGGUGGACAAACCGGCUCAGAAGCCAUGGCCCCAUGUAGACCAAUCUCCUCUGCGUCGUGGCCUUCAUUGUGUGCAGGGGCUCAUCAACCUCAGUCAUGCCGGUCCCGAAGACGGUGCACUCAUCGUUCUACCGAGAUCAAAUACUGUGAACGAAGAAUUCUUUGACACGCAGACCGACCCUUCGACCUGGCAGAAGGCAGACUUCCGUUACUUUAGUGACAAGGAAAUGAAAUGGUUCGAGGAGCAUGGGAUGAAGCCUAUGAAAGUCCUGGCAGAGCCGGGAGACUUGAUCCUAUGGGAUUCACGAACCUGUCACUGGGGUGGUGAGCCUACCGAGAAGAGCAACACAAUCAGGACUGUGAUAUAUGCCUCUUACUCUCCCGCGAACUUGGCCUCGAAAGAGACCCUCGAGCUGAAGAAACAGGCCUUUGAUACAUUCCGAGCAACCACCCAUUGGGCCCACGACAAUAUCAGGAUUCGCGAUAACAUCGUGUAUCUUCCUGAUGGAACAGUGGACCCCUGUAAUCGAUCUAAGCCUCUGGAAGAACCGGAAUACACCGAUCGUCUGCUCCAACUGGCUGGAGUGAAGCCAUACUAA